UGUAUUAUUAAAUUAUUAUGAUUAUGAUAUAAACUCAAGGAUUUAGGAACAACUUCAACAAAUGAAUUAGCGAACAUCGAUAUUUAAUAUGAUUUAACUCAUAUUAGUAAUUCAUCUCCCGCCAUAACUAUUUAAGCUCUUGAAAGCGGGAUCGCUCUCGCAGCUCUCGAAAUCCCUGGAAGAUCUUCUUCUUCUUCCGCAUUCCCCAAAUGCAGAAACCGCCAUGGAUGAAGCUCCGGCGAAAUGGAACGUUACCUUCACGAAGCACCUCAAGCAGAAGAAGCGCAAGUCCUGUCGCCACGGCUUCCUCUCUCUCCACUCCUCCACCGCCAAGGUAAUGCUGUAUGAUGACGGCGAGCAGCUGUUGGAAUGCAGGAUUUUGAAGAAUGAUGAAGUUGUUUGUUCUGGUGAGACAAUGACCUUCAACGCUUAUUUGGUUGAUGUUGGAGAGCCUGAAGGAGGGCCAAAGCCUCUUGAUGAUGCUUAUACUUGCAGCCGAGAAAAGAAAGUUCCUAAGGGAAGAGCUUCCCUUCACAGAAACACGUUUGUCAAAGUAUCUGAUUCCGCCGGAGAUGUGAAGACCAAAGUGGAAAAGGGUAAACAGCAGACGAUCGACCUAAGCCCAUCGCAGAAAAUUAUAAAAGAAUUCAAGAAGAAUGAAAUGAACAAGUACGGCAUAUUGCAGGCAAGUCCAAACUCAAGGACAUCGAGUACAACAGGCGAGUUUGGACUUUUGCUGACUCAUCUAUGCCCAUACCAGGCUGUGUCUUUCUCUUGAUGUAUGUCUUUGAUUGUGAAUCCGUUCUUGAUUUUCUUUGGGGUACUGUUUCUACACAUCUUUAAUUCUCCCGACUCUGAUGCUUUGUAUAUCAAAUCUUCUCAAUCCCAGUGGUUCUAUAUAUUUUCAUGGCUUCUAUUGAAAUCACUGGAGCUUCUUACCAUGUAUCCAAAUUUCCCUAAGAAAACUGGUCUCAAAAUUCUCUAUGCAGUUAUAUUCAAGAGUUUGUUAUUGAUGUCUCAGCACUGCAGUUGACAUGAUAUUCCUUUUGAUAUAGAUUGGCACGCCUUGGAGACAACACACUUAACUCAAAAGUUGAAAAAAUAUCAUGAUGGCUUCUUUCGUUGUACAAGCAGUGGAUCUAUGACUAGGCAGGUCAUACAGUCUACAUCUACUGUGGAUUUUUACCGUUCGAUAAUACCAGCUAUCUCAUUGCCGAAUUAAAUUUCAGCUCUUGCUUCCUUUAUUAGUUGGUUUUCUUCUUCAUGAUGUAUACCUUUCUCAGCAGAUUAGUGAAAAUUUUGUCAGGAUAAAUAUGGCUCAGAUGAUUGAAACCUUAUUUGGAUUUUUUACCAGGUUUUCUUGUAUGAUACAAGCUAGAAACUUUUAGAUAGCAGGGUCUGAACAAAGCUGAAGAAGUAAGCUCUGGGGAGAUGAUGGAAUUUCCUGGUCAUUUGGUUGAAGUUGGCAAUCGUGAAGCAAACCAUGAAUCUUUGAGUGAUCUAAAAGCAUCUGGAAAAGGCUUCAAUUCGCUUCACAAAUUAAAUAUUCAGAAGCAGCAGCAUAACGUCACUACCAUUAAAUCUGCUGUAAAAGGUGCUCUGCAAUUGAUGUAAUUGCAGGACACUCCAUACUCACCAAAAUGAUAUUUCAACACAAUGUGAUUCGGAGCUUUAAGGACACAAGUUCAAAGGAUGUUCAUAAAAUGUGGGACAAUUUCCAAAAAUUCUUUAACUUGCAGAUGCCAAGAGUCAAUUCUUUGUUUUUGUUUCUAGUUAAAACUUUCUUCAUUGACUAGAUAAGAGAUAUGACAAUUGAAAAUCAUCAUUGUUAUUCAUAUGAUCUCUUCCUUUUCAGUUAAGGAGGAUGAUACCUUCUCUUCAUGUUUUGGAUGAUCUACAAUAAUGACUUGAAUCUGAUUGUGAUGCACUGAAAGAUGUACUCAUUACUCCUCUUUCAGAAGAAAAAAACUGGCCAAACUCACAAUUUUCUGCUUGAUGAACUGUAAGGAAACUUUUGUACUUGUCAUGGGCAAAACUCUCUACUGCGUAACCAGAUGGAUUCUUGAAAUAGCUUAGAUACAACAGAUUUCCAACUUGAGUUCAAAGGAUAAAAUGUAUGAUGUGUAAAAGCUUCACCAAAUAUAAAACCAUCUAUUGAGGUUUCGGCA
This is a messenger RNA of Syzygium oleosum, 2168 nucleotides long. RefSeq lists its product as uncharacterized. The transcript has 5 exons. Bases 224 to 778 code for a protein of 184 amino acids. The record is from RefSeq and is a predicted model, not a curated record. Gene Ontology annotation, cellular component: nucleus; site of double-strand break. Gene Ontology annotation, biological process: double-strand break repair. NCBI's taxonomy places the organism in Eukaryota, Viridiplantae, Streptophyta, Magnoliopsida, Myrtales, Myrtaceae.